GUGUGUGUGCGUGUGUGUGCACGAGUGUGGGGUGUGUAAGGCUCCAGCGCUCCGCUCACGGCCGCUGCUAGGGAAGGACAGACAGACAGCGCUUCCUCCCAUUGCUAGCAGUUCCCGGGCACCUCGACUCGGCCCGGACACAAGUGGAGCGCGCCUUGCUGGCCGCUGCCCUCCAGAAGGUCCCACUGCGUCCCCCUUGGGCUGGAUAUGUUCAUGUUCACGUGAAGAUGGAUUUAGUGUACGGUCUCGUGUGGCUGCUGACAGUCCUCCUGGAGGGAAUCUCUGGCCAAGGAGUGUACGCUCCCCCGACGGUUCGGAUUGUGCACUCAGGAUUGGCCUGUAAUAUAGAGGAGGAGCGCUACUCGGAAAGGGUCUAUACCAUCCGGGAAGGAGAAACGCUAGAGUUGACCUGUCUGGUUACUGGACAUCCACGCCCACAGAUCAGGUGGACCAAAACAGCAGGAAGCGCCUCUGACAGAUUCCAAGACUCGAGUGUCUUCAAUGAGACUUUGAGGAUUACAAGCAUUCAGAGACACCAAGGAGGCCGAUAUUACUGUAAAGCAGAGAAUGGCUUGGGGUCCCCAGCAAUAAAGUCGAUCCGAGUGGAUGUGUACUACUUGGAUGAUCCUGUAGUAACUGUUCAUCAAAGUAUAGGUGAAGCUAAAGAACAAUUUUACUAUGAGAGAACAGUGUUCCUCCGAUGUGUGGCCAAUUCCAACCCCCCUGUGCGCUACAGCUGGAGACGUGGCCAAGAGGUGUUGCUACAAGGAUCUGACAAAGGAGUGGAGAUUUACGAGCCCUUUUUUACCCAGGGGGAAACAAAGAUCUUAAAGCUAAAGAAUCUCCGACCUCAGGACUAUGCUAACUACAGCUGCAUUGCUUCAGUGAGGAACGUGUGUAAUAUUCCAGACAAGAUGGUGUCUUUUAGACUUUCCAAUAAAACCGCUUCUCCGUCAAUUAAGCUCUUGGUGGAUGACCCUAUAGUUGUAAAUCCUGGAGAGGCCAUAACGUUAGUGUGUGUUACAACAGGGGGAGAGCCUAUGCCCUCUCUCACCUGGGUCAGGUCCUUCGGGACUCUGCCUGAAAAGAUUGUUUUGAAUGGAGGGACAUUGACCAUACCUGCCAUCACCUCUGAUGAUGCUGGGACUUACAGCUGCAUUGCCAAUAAUAAUGUGGGAAACCCUGCAAAAAAGUCCACCAACAUCAUUGUGAGAGCAUUAAAAAAAGGACGAUUUUGGAUCACUCCUGAUCCUUAUCACAAAGAUGACAACAUCCAGAUUGGGCGUGAGGUGAAAAUAUCUUGCCAAGUUGAAGCUGUUCCCUCUGAAGAGUUAACAUUCAGUUGGUUUAAAAAUGGCCGUCCAUUAAGAAGUUCUGAGCGGAUGGUUAUUACACAGACUGACCCUGAUGUGUCCCCCGGAACAACAAAUUUGGAUAUCAUUGAUUUAAAAUUCACGGACUUUGGGACUUACACAUGCGUGGCCUCUCUGAAGGGAGGAGGAAUAUCUGAUAUCAGUAUUGACGUUAACAUUUCCAGCAGCACAGUUCCACCCAAUCUGACUGUUCCACAGGAAAAAUCACCUUUGGUCACCAGAGAAGGGGACACAAUAGAACUUCAGUGUCAAGUAACUGGGAAACCAAAACCAAUCAUCCUUUGGUCUAGAGCAGAUAAAGAAGUUGCAAUGCCUGAUGGGACAAUGCAAAUGGAGAGUUAUGAUGGGACCCUCAGGAUUGUGAACGUGUCAAGGGAAAUGUCAGGGAUGUACAGAUGCCAGACCAGUCAGUACAAUGGAUUCAACGUGAAGCCCAGGGAAGCCUUGGUGCAGCUCAUCGUGCAGUAUCCCCCAGCUGUGGAACCAGCAUUCUUGGAAAUCCGUCAAGGACAGGACAGAAGUGUGACCAUGAGCUGUAGGGUUCUAAGAGCCUAUCCGAUACGUGUGCUGACUUAUGAAUGGCGUCUGGGCAAUAAAUUAUUACGGACCGGUCAGUUUGACUCUCAGGAGUAUACCGAGUACCCACUAAAGAGUCUUUCCAAUGAAAACUAUGGAGUUUAUAACUGCAGCAUCAUUAAUGAAGCUGGAGCAGGGAGAUGCAGCUUUCUUGUGACAGGAAAGGCCUAUGCCCCAGAGUUCUACUAUGACACCUACAACCCUGUGUGGCAGAACCGACACCGAGUGUACUCUUACAGUCUGCAGUGGACACAAAUGAAUCCCGAUGCAGUGGAUCGGAUUGUCGCAUACCGUUUGGGUAUUCGGCAGGCUGGACAGCAACGUUGGUGGGAACAGGAGAUUAAAAUAAAUGGGAAUAUUCAAAAGGGAGAACUAAUUACAUAUAACUUGACUGAACUUAUUAAACCAGAGGCCUAUGAAGUCCGACUGACUCCUCUCACUAAAUUUGGUGAAGGAGAUUCAACAAUUCGUGUAAUUAAAUAUACGGCACCUGUAAAUCCUCAUUUGAGAGAAUUUCACUGUGGAUUUGAAGAUGGUAAUAUAUGCUUAUUCACCCAAGAUGAUACAGAUAACUUUGACUGGACAAAGCAAAGUACUGCAACAAGAAAUACAAAAUACACCCCUAACACAGGUCCCAAUGCAGAUCGGAGUGGUUCCAAAGAAGGUUUUUAUAUGUACAUCGAGACAUCGCGACCCAGACUAGAAGGAGAAAAGGCUCGACUUCUCAGCCCUGUGUUCAGCAUAGCUCCCAAAAAUCCAUAUGGACCUACCAAUAGUGCAUAUUGUUUCAGUUUCUUCUAUCACAUGUAUGGGCAACAUAUAGGUGUUUUAAAUGUAUAUCUACGUUUGAAAGGGCAGACAACAAUAGAGAAUCCUCUAUGGUCUUCGAGUGGGAACAAAGGACAACGAUGGAAUGAAGCUCAUGUUAAUAUAUAUCCAAUUACUUCAUUUCAGUUAAUUUUUGAAGGCAUUCGGGGUCCUGGGAUAGAAGGUGACAUCGCCAUUGACGAUGUGUCAAUUGCAGAAGGAGAAUGUGCAAAACAAGACCUACCAACUAAGAAUUCCGUGGAUGGUGCUGUUGGGAUCUUAGUUCAUAUAUGGCUUUUUCCAGUUAUCAUCCUCAUCUCGAUCUUAAGCCCUCGAAGGUGACCUUAUCCUGGCAGAGGCUAUAAAUGAUUCACCAGGCACUGGCAUGAAGAAAGAGUCUUUGUAAAUGGACACUGAAAAAAAACAAACUACCAAAGAUUCCUCCACUGACUACUGACUCAAAAAUUAAAUAAUAAGAACAACAUUUUUUAAGCACUGGGGAUAAAAAAAAAAGACAUCAUGGAAAUAUAACUUAUUCCAAACUACAUAUAGAAGAUAUUCUUGGCCUGGGUACAAAAGAGCCCUUCAGGUGCUUUUGUGGCUAAAAUGAUUACAGCUUCAUCUGGUUGAACUCUGGAAAAAGAAAAUAAAAGAAAAAGAAAGAAAGAAAAAGAAGAAGAAGAAGAAAAAGAGCUAUAGAAAUCCUCGUCAAAGCACAAAGUCAUGGCUGGUUUUGUUUCAAAUGAAUAGUUUGCUUGUUACCAUGGAAACCUAAUGGCCUGCCAACAAAAACCUCACUGUAAACAGGGUACGUGGAGAGCUGGCGUUUAUUUUCCUUUCAAGAAGGUUUUAUGUAGAGAAUUAAAUAAAUGUAGGCCCUUUUACCUUGGCUGUUACCCUUCCUUGAAAAUACUCCAAACUCGGAAUUAUUUAAAGGUUUCAUAUCCCUGCCCGCCUUACCCCACCCCACUUUUACUGUUGUUUGGGUUUUGUUGUCGUUGUUGUUGUUGUUAUUGUUGUUACUGUUUGUUGUAGUUAUUUUCUUUUUUCUUUUUUUUCUCCCUCCCAUGGCUAAGCUAGAUAACUGUAUGAUGUCUCUUUUUGCAUGCACUGCUAUCCAGGAUGGUAAACCUGGGCUUACAUAUUACACAGGCUUAUCGGAGUUUGCUUGCGGCCACUUGACACCCAAACUACGUCAUCUGUUCCUAUGAAGAAACCAAACCACCAUCUUUUAUAAAUUGCCAUGGAAACCAAGUGCCUUCAAUGAAACAAGCCUGAAUAAUUUUCAACUCAGAAGCUUGCACUGCUAACAAUGGUUUGUGUAAAACUAUUUUGUAACCAGACGACACAGCCUAAAUGUGCAAAUUACAGGCAAGACACCCUAGCCGCUUCUGAAGAAGAAAGGACCCACGUGCUGCGUAAACCCACGCAGACAAGAUUAUUUGUUUCACCUCCUAGACAGCCAUGGCCUUUCGGCUUAAUGUCCAUAGAAAGUAACUUCCAUUGAGACCAAACAUGGGAGCAACACUUUUUUCUUCCAGGUUAUUAAUGGGUCAACCAGAGCAAAAGGUUGUUGAGAUAAUACUUAGCACAGAAGGUGGUAAAACACAGAAGUGAUUUUUACUCUAACCUCCAUUUCAAAUGAGAUUGGCUUUGCCUUUAGAGAGAACAAGGAAAUGUUUGCGAUUGCCGUGCAUACAAACUCUGCCGCGGAACUGGGCCUGAAAACAAUCUGCCUUUAUUCUAAACACUGAGGGGAAUAGGCCUCUGCCCUUUAGUCAGACUCUGUGCAAAUUGUGAAAUAUUAUUUUAUUAUUUUAACAAGAUUAAAAAACACUUUUACAAAAAAACAAAAACCUGUAAAAAUGAUUUUGAGCUACCUGAGGACAAACCAUAACUUUAACCAGCCAGUUUUCCAAUGCAUUGUAAAUUUCACUUAAACCUGUUGGUUAUGACAAUUUGAAGAUCUUUUUCCUUAAAUUAUCACAACUUUUAACUUCAUUUAAAAAAGACUUUUGUCUAAAGAAGAAUAUUAUUAUUAUCUGUUCUUUCAACACCCCAGGAUUUAAAAAAAAUACUGAUUAUGCAAGUAAUUGGGAUCUAAGUAUUAAAUUGCAGCAUUUGCAAAUAUUAAUAUAAAAAGCACAACAAAAUGUAGUGGAAAUGACAAAGCUUGAUUUUUUAAAACAACUGUAGAGAUGUUUGUGCAAAUUCAAUAAUUCAACUUAAAAUAUAAUUUUACAGCUCUGUUCAAUAAAGCCUCUUUCCAGGUAAGG
Molecule: messenger RNA, 5032 nt
Organism: Rattus rattus (black rat)
Lineage: Eukaryota; Metazoa; Chordata; Mammalia; Rodentia; Muridae
Gene: Mdga2
Product: MAM domain containing glycosylphosphatidylinositol anchor 2
Exons: 17
Coding region: 228-3098 (956 amino acids)
Biological process (GO): nervous system development; homophilic cell-cell adhesion
Cellular component (GO): plasma membrane
Molecular function (GO): protein binding
Source: RefSeq, a predicted model, not a curated record